Huiozyma naganishii CBS 8797 is the source of this 387-nucleotide messenger RNA. RefSeq lists its product as uncharacterized. The record is from RefSeq and is a predicted model, not a curated record. The coding region runs from base 1 to 387 and encodes 128 amino acids. The transcript has a single exon. NCBI's taxonomy places the organism in Eukaryota, Fungi, Ascomycota, Saccharomycetes, Saccharomycetales, Saccharomycetaceae.
AUGGACCAUACACCGGAGGAGCACGAUACAGAUUACAGCGAUAGCGUUGUGGUAGAUGCGGAUCUGACACCGGUAACGCCUCGAAAGGGCAGUUUACCCAUAAAGAUACCCGAAAUGAGGUUCAAUUAUGUGUUCAACAAUGCAUUAAAAGCGGAGGCUGCAAGACACAACGUUGCGGAACCAACUACAUGGAUGGUAUGUAAAGUUGUGUGUAAGGAUGUGUUACUGAUGCCCUUUCUACAGAGUUUUUUGUGGACUGCGUUAUUGAUUUCUAUGAAAACCCCACUAAAAAACGCUUUGAACUACACCAAGAGGAUGUGUAGUGCGCUAUUCACAAACGUUUCAGGUGCCAAUAUGUACAAACCAAAGGGUAAGAAAUCCAUGUAA